AUGGCUUUACAAGACGUCGUCACUAGGGAAUACACCAUUAACUUGCACAAGAGAUUGCACGGUGUUCACUUCAAAAAGAGAGCUCCAAAGGCUGUCAAAGAAAUCAGAAAGUUUGCCACUUUACACAUGGGAACCACUGAUGUUAGAUUAGACCCAAAAUUGAACGUUGCUUUGUGGAAGAGAGGUGUCCAAGGUGUUGAACACAGAAUGAGAUUGAGAAUUUCAAGAAAGAGAAAUGAUGAAGAAAACUCCAAGGAAAAAUUAUUUGCUUAUGUUGAACCAGUAAUUGUUCCUUCUACUAAAGGUUUACAAACUGUUGUUGUUGAAGAUGAAGAGUAA
This is a messenger RNA of Lodderomyces parapsilosis, 339 nucleotides long. RefSeq names its product 60S ribosomal protein eL31. Gene Ontology annotation, cellular component: ribosome; cytosolic large ribosomal subunit. Gene Ontology annotation, molecular function: structural constituent of ribosome. Bases 1 to 339 code for a protein of 112 amino acids. The transcript has 2 exons. Gene Ontology annotation, biological process: cytoplasmic translation. The record is from RefSeq and is a predicted model, not a curated record. Lineage: Eukaryota; Fungi; Ascomycota; Pichiomycetes; Serinales; Debaryomycetaceae.